This is a messenger RNA of Lactuca virosa, 3135 nucleotides long. The record is from the annotation of a GenBank genome assembly. Lineage: Eukaryota; Viridiplantae; Streptophyta; Magnoliopsida; Asterales; Asteraceae.
AUGUUUGUUAACAGUGAUUUUCUUUUCUUGUCUCUUCUCUCUCUAGACGUUUUCUUGACUUCGUGCCCACCGACUGCGAGGGUUUGCAUGAUGAACAGCGGCAGCACUGGCAGCGAACGAGCUGCUGAUCUGUACAAUGAGCCAGACAUGGAUAUCGAAACUUGGGUUAACGAACUCUAUACUGAUGAGUUUCGAGAUUCUUUGAUGAAUCUUGGUUUGGAUGAUAUAAACAUCAAUCCAGAUUAUGCUAGCGAUCAGCCAAACAUGUCUGUAAACAGCGGAUCCAUCUUCGGAGGAGGUUCAGCAGAUAAGCCACAAAGAGGAAUUCCCCAGGAGAGGAUGACUAUGAGCAGCUUGACUCCCAACAGUAGCACACCAACACUGCAGACAUCAGGUCAUAUCCUGUCUCCAGUACCAAAGUUUGUCUCUAAUCCAGCUUCACAAAGUUCUCCCUCACUUAGAACACAGGAUUUGCCCCAAUUCACAAACCAAAAUCAACCGUUGAAACAACAGAUCUUUGAACACAAGGCUGUCCAACAGCCACCAACACAUCCCUCAAUAACUCAAUCAACCAUCAUGUUUGGUCAGCAAAAGACCAAUCAACAAAUGCCAUCAGAUCAUCUUCGUCCAUGUCCAAGGCCAGUGUCAACUAUUAAAACGAUCCAUCUACAAAACCAGCAGACACCGAUGCAACAAAUUAGUAAUACAAGUCAAUUGCAGAAACGACAGAAGCAGAUGGUUGUUCAUCCAUCACAGAACUUCCAGCAGAACCAGAAUCAAGCACAGUUGCAAUUUCAACAGCCUGCAGGGAUGACAUCACAUAUGCUGAUGCCAGAAGGUGGUCAGCAUAGGGUUCAUGGAUUGGUGAUUGGAUCAGAAGGGCAAAGGAAACCACAAGGACAUAUGUCUGCUGCCUUGUCAGCUACGGCCGGAUUUUCACUUCCAAAUGAUUUUUCUACAAAUGAAAAUUGGCGAGAGUAUGCUUUCCGACAGGUUCAAGAGAUGAAAGAGAAAUAUAUAAAUGACUUACUAAAUAUGCAUAAGAGGGCAGUUCAUUUAUGCUCUCAGGAAACAAACAUCGAGAUAGCAACCAAGUAUGGACACGCGAAAGAGUUUCUGGAAAAGAUGAUCAAUUUCUUGAAUAUCGCUACAAUUGAUAAGAUUCCAAAGAAUAGGGAGAGAGUUUACAACUACAUAAAUUUCAUCAUCAACUACUUGACCUCUUUUAGGAACAAGAACGGGGGUUCUUCUCAGAUCUUUGACCAGAUGAUCAAUCAGCCACCUGCAGAUCAUAGCCAGUCGAAAGGAUCACAGCUGCAGCCUAAGGGAGGAGACAUGAGGUUGCCUUACAGUCUGCAAGAAAAUCUUAAUCAUGGGGUGGUAAACGUAGAGAUGAACACGUUAAGCAUUAAUCAGCAACGGGUUCAUCAGCCCACUAAUAGCCAAAAAGGCAAUGGUGACUUGAAGUUGCAAAGCAUGCCCCCACCAAAUUCUUCUCAGGGGAUUAAUCUUGCAAACAGGGAAGCUGCAAUGAUUAACUUUAAUCAGAAUUUCCCUUCCAGAAGGCCAGAAGGGAGAAUGGCAAGUCCACUUUCUGUAAAUCCAUUACUCACUGGUUCGUUCAAAGGUACACAGCCAACUGUUUUAGGUACAACACAACGGUCAAACUUGGGACCAAGGACCAGCAGUGUUAACGUUUCAACUUCUUCCAUGAGUUUGUUAAGAGCAGCAACUGCAGCUAACUUUCCAUCUCGACAGGUUAACCACCAACCCUCAUUGGUCAAUCAAAGUUUCAACUCAGAAAAAAUGAAACAACCUAUGCAGAAAUCCAAUGAGAUGACUUGGUCAAACCAGGGUCAAGUGUUGUCUCCUUUGGCUUCCCUAUUGCAGAACCAGUUUCCUUCACAGUCAGCUCCGAACCCAAUAAUACUUCAGCCAUCAGGACAGCAUUCAGUUUCAUCUUGGCAGGUUAAUGCAAACAAUGUGUUGUCACCACAGUCAAUAGCUCGUUCACCAUUUUUACUUGGUUCUUCAUCAGCUCCUUCACAUCAUGAGAAACACUACUCUUCUUCUGGUCCAGCCUCUGUGUCAAACACAGAGAGUCAAAGGCAAGAAAUACCGAUCAUUGCUGGACUCUUCAAAAACCAAAAAAACAUGAACAACAAAGUUUCAGAUAUGGAUCCUCAGAAAACACCAAAAGCCUCACCACCCGUGGACACCACCCCAUGCACAGAAAAAGCCGCAGAAUCACAAGAUUUGAAAGAUCCGGUUCUUCAUUUAACGGAAACAGUAAAAUCAUUACGAUCGAGAACAAUAGGUUCUUCAAUGAAUGAUAUCAAGUCAGUCGCGCAGGAUCACCAUAGCAUACCUGCUCCUGCUGAACCUGUUGGUGGAAUUACACAAACUUUAUCUGAUGAUGAACUUGUAAAUCUUGAUCAUCUUAACAUAGGAGAAGAAACCGCCUUUCUUUUCGCACCUGAAAAUGUGCCACAACGAAAAGUGAAACGUAAAUUCACAUCAGCAAGUCAUACUUUACAAGAUUUCGGGGAUUUUGAUAGCAUUGAUCAGUUUUUUUCUGAGGAAUGGGACAGCGAUUCUACUGUGCCAGCAAUGAAGAAGAAGUCCAAGAUUGAGUGCACAAACCUGGCAAUAUCAGAAGAGAUCAAAGAGAUUAACAAGAAGCUACUUGAGACAUCCUUGGAGAUGGUGGCUAACCCUGCUGAAGAUAGUAAUAGCAUACUUGAAGGGCAUGAAGGAAUCAAAGUCACCUUCGUAUACAGGAAUGUGUGUAUCCCUGAUCUAUUCCGUACCCAGGGAGGGGUUACAUCUAAAAUGAGGCCUGAGUUUCGCAUUAAGCUACUUGUUCUGGUUAAUUAUCCAGCUUCUUCACCUACGAUCUUAAAGGGAAGCCAUGAUAAUGUCUCGAGCGAACCAUGGCCGCAAUUGUAUGAGGAAAUGGUGUCUAAAUUCCAUUGCGCGAUUCGUGAGCUUCCUGAGCCAAUGUCUCUUGGUGACAUGGCACGAAAAUGGGAUGCAUGUGCUCGAUCUGUAAUCACCGACUUUGUGCAAGGAAUAGGUGGAAAGAGCUUCAGCAUAAAGUAUGGAAGCUGGGAGAGUUCUUCUGUUUCCAAGUAG